Messenger RNA from Paramecium tetraurelia, 631 nucleotides. RefSeq lists its product as uncharacterized. NCBI's taxonomy places the organism in Eukaryota, Ciliophora, Oligohymenophorea, Peniculida, Parameciidae. The transcript has 4 exons. Gene Ontology annotation, molecular function: zinc ion binding; RNA binding. The record is from RefSeq and is a predicted model, not a curated record.
AUGGGUGAGAUUGUCCCUAAUCAACUCUUCGUCGCUGGAUACAGUCGCAAUAAAGUGACUGAUGAAAGAGAUGUGAAGGAAAUCUUCAGAAAAUAUGCAUCAGUCAAAGAAGUUGCAUAUAAGGGUUCAUAUUCCUUUGUUACUUUCAAUAGCGAAACUGAAGCUCAAGAGGCACUUAAAGAGACCAAUGGAAUGACAUACAAUGGUCAAAAACUUAAAGUGGAUAUUGUUGACAAUCGCAAAAGUCGAAAAACUGGACCUUCUGAUAGUGAUUUGUGUUUCAAAUGCAGUAAAGGCGGGCAUUGGGCUAGAGAUUGUCCAAAUGGCAGAUCACCUCGUAGAAGUCGAAGAUAUUCAAAUUCCAGAUCUAGACGUCACAGAAGGAGAUCUGAUUCUCGUUCAUAUUCUUCCUAAUCUUCCUCAAGAUCAAGAAGAAGAAAUAGAUACUCAAGAAAUAAACACAGACACAGCAGAAGUCCAAAGAGACAAGACAAGCCCAAGAAGAGAAGCAUUAGUAGAAAAAGAUCACCCUCAGAUUCUUAAUCAUCAAAGAGAGCUAACUCAGACUCAAAGUCUUGAAUAAGAAUGGGAAAAACACAUUUAUUCAUCAAAACAUUUUAUAAUUGUAAUA